UGCAGACAAAGUCGGUGUUUAACGGCGUUAGGGAAAGGUUUGACGGUAGUUAAGAGCGAUUCCUAUGAAAAUGCAAAGUACGGUGCAAAAUAUACGCGAAGGUCUUUGGAACCUGCCGAGCACGGUGAACAGCAUGUUGCUUGCCGGAACCGCCACCCAUCUGGUGGAUAAAAGUAGUAACCCCGAUCGGUUGAAUAUUUCCACCACUAAACGAUCCCCCGAGCGGGACGAUAAUAACAACGACGAUGCGACGGAUGAGGACGAGGAGGAGGAAAGCGAAUCAUAUCACGAUGACGACACUGCCCCGAACAAACCGAGGGCACAUAGUGUGAGCACGGGGGAGGCAAGUGUGUCCGAACAGAUGAACAGCUCCGUUAGCUCACUGUACGACGAAAAAAGUGAUCGCAAUCCACCGGAAGUGGAGAACAGCACGAUUCCAUACGCCCUCGUGCGUGAGCAAUGGCAACUGGUGCUCCUGGAUCCGGAAGCUUCGCUUACCGAGGUGAGUCAGGCGAUCGAUAGCUGCCAAAAGUUGGUACAAUCGAGCGCGUACGGUAUCGAGACCGACGAGCAUAAAUGGCUGGUAAGGUAUUUGAUUGAGCUGCGGUACCGGCGGCGCGAGCUGCUCGACUUCGAUCGAGACCCGGAGGCCACCUUGGAGGAAACGAAGGUCAUCAUGGGGCAUCAUUUCGUGAAGCGUAAGCAUUUCCCAGCACAACCGCAGCAGAAACAGCACCUUUACUGUGACCACUGUUCCGGGAUCAUUUGGAAUGUGGUGCAGGCGUCCUACGUGUGUAAUGACUGCUCCUUUGCCGUGCACCAUAAGUGCGUCCGGAACGUGAUACGCAUUUGUGCUCACGUGGUAACGACCGAGCACAAUCUACCGAUUGAAUGCAUUUGUCCGGAGAUUGGGUUGGCUUUCCAGAAGUACACCUGUGCGGAAUGUGGCACGCAGCUAAGCUACAACAUUUCCACGGCGGUAAACUGUUUCGGACUUGAGUUUAAAGCAGAAAAACUCAACUCGAUCGAACCGCGACUUUGCGACUAUACCGGCCUCUACUACUGCCCGGCGUGCCACUGGAACGAUACCAGUAUCAUCCCGGCCCGGAUCACCAACAACUGGGACUUUGUACCGCGGAAGGUGUGUCGCGCUUCGCAUCAGCAGAUCGGACUGCUGCUCACGAAGCCGGUCAUCCGGUUGGAGGAGAAAAAUCCGCGCCUUUUCUCGUUCAUACCCCAGUUGGCGGAGGUCAAGCGCGUUCGGGUGCACCUGGGAGUGAUGAAGCGAUACCUGACCGCAUGUCGGCUGGCCGAGCAGGCGAAGCUGAUCGUCAAACAGAUCGGCAAACGGCGCCAUCUGAUGCAAACGGUUGCGCUGUACAGUGUGGCCGAUCUGGUCGGUGUGGAGGAUGGUUCGCUGCUGGGGUACCUACGGUCGGUCCGGGCAACCUUCGAACAUCACAUCAGAAACUGUCUGAUAUGCUCCGGUAAGGCGUACAUUUGCGAACUGUGUAACAACGACGAGAUCCUGUUUCCGUUCGAUGAAGACAUUUUCUGCUGCACCCAUUGCAGUGCCGUCAGCCACCGGGGAUGCUAUCUACGGAAGAAUAUGAAAUGUGCAAAGUGUUCUCGUUUGCGCAAGCGGGCGCUACAUACCUUGAAGGAGCAGCUUGAUCUAGAGAAUGGCAACUAAAGCUUCCGCGUGAAUCCAUCUUGAUUUAUUUUUCUCCUACAGUGCACCGUGCUUUAAAUGUGCGUUUGAAAUGUCUCGCAGCGGACAGUGUAUCAUGCACGCCUACUUGAGUAAUCGUUAAAUAAAUUCAUGAGCUUUUGCAUA
This is a messenger RNA of Anopheles coustani, 1837 nucleotides long. Its product is annotated as differentially expressed in FDCP 8 homolog. Lineage: Eukaryota; Metazoa; Arthropoda; Insecta; Diptera; Culicidae. The transcript is spliced from 5 exons. The coding region runs from base 65 to 1693 and encodes 542 amino acids. The record is from RefSeq and is a predicted model, not a curated record.